GCCCGGCAUGGCCUACGUAGCUGUCAGUAGAGUGACGUCUCUCAGUGGACUGUAUCUUCUUGAUAUGGAGGAGAAAAAAAUAUUCACCAACCCAGAAAUCACUGCAGCGCUUGAGAACAUGAGACAAGCCAACCUUGAUGACAUGAUGCCUCUUCUACAUGUGAGACAAACACUGAGCAGGUCAGACGUUUUCACCAUUGUUCAUCAUAACACAGAGGGACUGCCAGCUCACAUUAAUGACAUCAAGAGUCACCAUGAAUUGUGUCUAGCAGAUGUUUUGUGCCUAACAGAAACACACCUGCGGGGCUCUUUUGUCGCAGAGAGUCUCCACUUGGAAAAUUAUAAUUUGUUCAAACGCAACAGACACCUGUCCUACACAAACUUUCCCCAGAUGGCAAACAGAAGUGGUGGUGGUGUUGCUGUUUAUGUGAAAAGUGACAUUCAAGUGCAUGAAAAACAGUACAUCCAUAAUGUAACUGACCUUGAAUUUCUGGCUUUAAAGGUUGAAGCACCAGUCAGUGCACUGAUUGCAGUUGUAUACAGACCUCCAGACUACACUCUGAGGCCAUUCCUGAAAAACCUGAGCUGAGACACUCAGGACUGAACAGACUGCACAGUUUCUGUGACUGAGCCUCCAAAACACCUUCUUUGAAACCACACAUGAUAGAAGGGCUUUAUAUUUGCAGCAGCACUACUACAGGUAUUCAGUUUAUUACAGGAUGUGUUUGUUUCUUAGGACCAGCUCUAAGUGCACACUACCUAACAUAUACACCUUUCUGUUCAUUACAAACCAACUACUCUGGAUCAUAUGGCCAGUUGGGAGGAAUGUUGC
Molecule: messenger RNA, 832 nt
Organism: Oreochromis niloticus (Nile tilapia)
Lineage: Eukaryota; Metazoa; Chordata; Actinopteri; Cichliformes; Cichlidae
Exons: 2
Coding region: 8-589 (193 amino acids)
Molecular function (GO): catalytic activity
Source: RefSeq, a predicted model, not a curated record